AGGAUACCAUGAGUUACCAUGCUGUUACGUACAAGUUAAUACGUGACGGAGCUGAGCACCGAACCGAACUUGUCAUCCAAAGUAACAAAGACUUCAAUUUCAAACUUCUUGAUAGCUGGUCGCCAUGUCGACGUCUGCCUUUUUCACCGACUCCCUAGCAGUGAUGCAACGCACUGUGGAGGUUACUGAGCAAGUUGCAGAACCACAAGACAUCGUUGAACAGUUUGAAGUGGACCGCUGUGCUGCUUUCAUCAACAAGCAUGAAUUCACAAAGGUUGGUUUGCAGUUCCCAGAUGAUCUAUUGCAUGUAUCAGCGACACUGGCCAGUGUCCUCCAGUCAAAGAUAUCAGCGACAGUCUUCAUCCUGGGUGACACUUCUUAUGGCAGCUGUUGCGUGGACGAGGUAGCCGCACAGCAUGCUGGAUCAGAUGCCAUUAUUCACUUUGGUCCAGCGUGCCUUAGCACAACCAAGCGAUUUCCUGUACUCUACGUCUUCGGCCGUGGUAGGAUAGACCUGGAGAAGUGCUGCGAAAGUUUCCAGUCCUUGAUUUGUGACAGGAACCAGCAUGUCCUUGUUCUGUCAGAUGUGAUAUAUUCUCAUGCUAUGGAUGAGCUCCAAGCAAGGUUUCAAGAAGACUACCCGAAUGCUGUCUUCUCUAGUAUUGACUCAACGCCAACCGUGUCGCCCCAGGACACCCGGACUGGCUCAAGUCUGUCAGGGGUGGAGGGUCUGGACUGCCAGUGCAACUCCGGUACCUGCUGCAGCAAAGGCCAAUCAAAGGAGACUGCCUCUUCAUCUGCUACCAGCAAAGAGGAAACAGGAGAUCAGAAAGAUGAGGAAAGGACCAAAGGAGAGGUAGAAGGAAAAGAUUUAAUGAAAGGAGAAAGUCUGGUGAAGGAAAACGGGAAGUGUCGUUUCUGUGGUAGGACACUGGAUUUGAAACCUGGCACCAGCCUUGAAGACUACGCUGUGUUCUAUGUUGGGGCGGAGAGCAGGACGCUGACUAAUUUCAUGAUGGUUUUGAACAAGUGUACGUUCUAUACAUUUGACCCUACGACCUGCUGCGGGAGACAGGAAACACUGAAUGUCAAUCGUGCUCUCAUGAGGCGAUACCACCUCAUAGAGAAGGCAAAGGACGCCAAUGUAGUUGGAAUAUUGGCCGGCACGCUGGGUGUGGCUAACUACCUGGAUAUCAUCUCUCACCUGAAGAGGUUACUGAAGCAUGCUGGGAAGAAGAGCUACGUCUUCGCUGUUGGGAAGCUGAAUGUUCCCAAACUUGCCAACUUUAUGGAAGUUGACGUGUACGUGUUGGUUGCAUGCCCUGAGAAUAGUCUUGUGGACUCUAAGGAAUUCUAUCGUCCUGUGGUCACGCCUUUUGAGAUGGAGAUAGCAUGCAACGAGGCCAGAGAGUGGACUGGGGAAUACAUCACAGAUUUUCAGACUCUACUUCCAGGUUCUAGCGGACAUGUUGUGAUACCAGCCUCGUCCAAUUCUUCUGAGCGGACGGAUGUAUCUCUGGUGACAGGAAAGCUUCGCUCGCUAGGUACAAGGGAGGAUGAUGAUGAUGGAGAUAAUAGGUUAAUGGGUAGAAGCUGUGAUGCGGGGGCUCUCGUGAGCAGAGAUGAACCAUUGACAGUCUCAAAUGUACACAAGAAUGCAAGUGAAUAUCUCAUGGGGCGUACAUGGCAGGGGUUGGAACAGAAGCUCGGUGAGACCCCCGUUACCAAGGCAACAGAGGGCAGGAAAGGCAUCGCUGCUGGUUAUACCCAUGAAGAAACAUGACAACAAUAGGCACCAUCUCAAGGAUUCCUAGGUCUAUACGGUAUUCCUAAAACCGUAUCAACUUUUGUCCUGACUGAAGCCCUAGCUAUGGUUAUAAAGUUAGUCCGCUACGUUAUGAAGCACCAAGUCUCCACUGCUUCAGUUAUUUUAUAAGGAUACCCCUGUCCGAACUAUUCCCGACCAUCAGAAGCAGAGGUAAUGAUAUGAUUGCAGGACCCUCAGGCAGAACAGUGUUAAUACUGAUUAAAGGCUACCCUGGGUAAACAAGACUUAUUAUUAUUAUUGAUUUUUUUUUUUGUUAUUAUAAUAAUAAUAAUAAUAAU
Strongylocentrotus purpuratus (purple sea urchin) is the source of this 2106-nucleotide messenger RNA. RefSeq names its product 2-(3-amino-3-carboxypropyl)histidine synthase subunit 2 (gene dph2). The record is from RefSeq and is a predicted model, not a curated record. Lineage: Eukaryota; Metazoa; Echinodermata; Echinoidea; Camarodonta; Strongylocentrotidae. The transcript is spliced from 7 exons. Gene Ontology annotation, molecular function: 2-(3-amino-3-carboxypropyl)histidine synthase activity. Bases 125 to 1783 code for a protein of 552 amino acids. Gene Ontology annotation, biological process: protein histidyl modification to diphthamide.